GGAGGAGGAGAGCAGAUUCCCGAAGUGGCCUCCGGACUGGCGCGGCUUCGGCUUGCCGGGCCCCGGCGGGGCAGAGUGUUCGGAGGGCGGGCGGCAGACUUCCCGGGGCCGUGCAAGAGAGGAAAUUCCCGCCUGUCCGGCGGGGAUGAGCCGCCCACAUCCUCCGCGGUCGCCUGCGAAGCCUUAAUGCCCGACGAGCAGACAUGGCCAACGGCAGGCGCGAGACCACCACCCUUCCCUGCGGCAGCCUGGAGGACGAGGACGAGGAGAGGAGGGAAGCGGCGCUCCAGAAGCUGGUCGUCCGCCUGCAGAACGUGCAGGAGGGGAAGCAGCUCGAGAGCUUGCUCCAAACGCUGCAAGACCUCCUCGCCUUCGCUGCCCUGCCAAGCGGUGCCAAGUUAUUCAGGGGCAAAAGUAUCCACGUGCCUCUGCUGCUGGUGUUGGUGUCUUACAUGAGAGUGGGGCGCGUGCAACAGGUGGGCUGGUCACUUCUUUGCAAACUUAUUCAAGUAUGCCCAGAAACUCUGCAUCAUUUAGCAGUUCCUCAAGGGGUUGGAAAGGACUGGGAAGUACUUGGUGUUCAUCAGCAAAUUCUUAAGAUGCUUAAAACCCACAAUGCAAACAUACAUCUUUCAACAGUUGGCCUGAAAGCAUUAAAUCUACUUCUUUCUUCAGAUGAAAUCACGCUUCUUCUCUUAGAAGAAGGGACUGAUAUAUUUUUAUUGAUAUUUGAUGCCAUGGAUACCUUUUCUGAUAAUGAAAAGAUCCAGAAAUAUGGAUGUAAAGCUUUGCACACGCUUUUAGAAAAAGUUCCAGAGGAGCAACUGAUGGAAUUUGUUGAAGAGAAAGAUCACAUGAUUAUACUAAAUGUGUUCAAAAAGUUCCCAGAGAAAGCAGAUGUAGUCUGUUUUGCACUUCGGUCUUUGUAUGUGUUGGCUGGGCCACCUAGCAAUGUGGAAGUUCUUAUGUCUGGAAAUGUGAGGUGUUACAAUAUUAUAGUAGAGAUUAUGAAAGCUUUCCCCGCAUGCCAGCCAAUUCAGGAAGUCAGCUGCUGCCUGCUGCACAAACUUACACUGGAAAAUUUUUUCAAUAUCCUAGUGUUGAAUUUUGUACAUGAAGUUAUUGUGAAGGCGGUGGAAAAGUACCCUGAAAAUGAGAAGCUACAAGCAGCAGGCAUCAGUUGCUUGGCUCUCCUCACGGAAACAAUAUUUUUAAAUAGAGAUUUGGAAGAGAAAAAGGAAGAAGAGGAAGAAGACAAUUUAUGUUGGCUGGAGGCCUGUUAUAAAGCAUUAAAAUACCACAGAAGAAAUAGGGAUGUACAGGAGGCUGCUUGCUGGGCUUUGAACAAUCUGCUUAUGUAUCAGCCUACUCUUAAUGAGAAGAUUGGUGAUGAAGAAGAAAAGUGUCCAGCACACAGAGAAAUGAUGCUAGCCAUGUUAAUGUAUUCCUCUUCCAAAGAAGUAUUUCAGGCUGCGGCAAAUGCCUUAGCUACACUAGUGGAGCAAAAUGCAAGUGCUAGAGAAAUUCUUUUGGCCAAAGGUAUACACAUGAAUGUGCUGGAUAUAAUGCAGAGACAUUUGGAUUCUCCUGAAGUUGCAGAAAGUGCUUGCAGAUUGCUGAACCGUGCUUCUGAAGGAAGUGUCCUCCCUCUGGAUAUCAUGACCGUUGCAGCAUCUGGAGUUAUAAAUGCUAUGAGGAAACAUAAAACCUUGCCAUCAGUGCAGUUGGAAGCAUUUCGAGUGAUUUUACAUUUUACAGCUCCAGGAGUACUAAAAAAUCAACAAGCUCAUUCGGGAGAUGCUGAACUGGCAUUAAAGUUCAAAAUUAUUAAAAAUCAGUGUUUGCUGGAAGGGGCUCAUUCACUUGUCCUUGAUGCUCUCAACAUGUUUAUUGGAAAUCCUGGAAUUCAGAGAGGUGGAUUGCAAAUACUUUCCUCUGUAAUAGAAUGUUGUGGUGCGUUAGAAAUGCUAACACAACAAGGGAUGACAGAUACUGUGCUCCACACACUACAGAUGUAUCCUGAUGAUCAAGAAAUACAAUGUUUGGGUUUAAAUCUUCUGGGAUCCUUGAUAUCAAGAAAGAACUUGAGUAUUGCAGUUGUCCAUGUCCUGGCACCUCUCUUGGUUUCAGCCUUACGACGAUUUAAGGAAGUUGUUGAAAUACAGGCUCAGGGAUUUCAUAUUAUUUUAACAAUACUUGACCCAUCACCUUGGUUUGCAAAGCUGCUCAUAAAGGAAUCAUUUGACACGUCUAUUUUCUACCAAUUGUCCUUGUGUUUUAAUGAUCAAAGAGAUCAGCAGUUUCAAAAUCUUUGUUGUAAAUGCUUUGCGAAAAUAGCUGAACAUGAUGCUUUAAAAAACCUGAUGUUGGAGAAGGCCUGUGAUGAACACAAUGCCAUUAUGGCAGAAUGUUUGCUGUUGCUGGGAGCGGAUGUGAAUAAAAGGACAAAAGCGAAGUCUUUAAUUUAUCAAGUAUGUGAGAAAGGAAGCAACCCAAAAUUGGUAGAGCUACUGCUGAACAGUGGUGCCCGCGAACAGGAUGUUCGGAAUGCUUUAACAGUCAGCAUCAAGAAAGGAGACAGUGAAAUCAUUAGCCUGCUUUUAAAAAAACUUAGCCUGGACGUCGCCAAUAGCAGCAUAUGUCUGGGAGGCUUUGGUAUUGGUAGAAUUGAACCUUCUUGGCUGGUCCCCUUGUUUCCAAAUAAACCUGCAUCCUUCAGGAAGCAAACCAAUCCAGGUUCUGCGUUGGCCGUAAUGGUCCUUCGGUAUCAGAGGACAAGUAGUUACGAAGAUCAGCCAAGAUCUAACAUAAAUAGCCAUGACGAUGAAAUGGAAAAAUGUGACGAGUGGACAAUCCUGCCUGACCCUUUAGUUGACAAUGUUUUCUGUCUGAGUGAUGUAGAGAGCGAAGGGAGUGAAAGUUCAUUUCUUGUGAAGCAAAAAUCUUACUCUGUGGCAGCUGCAGAUCUCCAGAAACCCCUUCAGACCUAUUCUCCUCCCCUUCAAAGGCAUUCCAGAUCUGUGGGACCUGGAUCAUCUUACGAACCAUUAAGGAGCCAAAGAAGAAAAAUUGUGUCUUCUGAAGAAUCAUAUAAAGGCACAUCUAAAUUCCAAUCAAACAUGAAGGGCUCGGACAGUUUCUCUUCACUGGUGUCUGACAGAGAAUGUAUUAAGUCACUUGACCUGUCGUCAAAUGAGCUGGAGAAUAUAGAUCCCAUCAGUCAAAGUUCUUGUUUACUUACUCAUUUGGAACCUCUGGAGAAAUUAGAGCUGCAUCAAAAUGAGCUUUCUUGCAUUCCAAAACAACUCUGUGAGACCUUGAAAUGUUUGACAUACCUCGACCUACACAGUAACCGUUUGAAAUCUUUUCCACAAUAUCUCUUGGAAAUGCCUCAGAUUGCUCACCUCGAUGUUUCACGAAAUGAUAUUGGACCAUCCUUAUCUUUCAAUCCAAACAUUACCUGUCCAACUCUAAAGUUACUGAAUUUAUCAUACAACCAAUUGUCAAGCAUUCCUGAAUAUCUUGCCAACGUUCUAAUAAAGCUGGAGCAUCUUAUAUUGGAAGGUAACAAACUUUCAGGUAUAUUCUCACCAAUAUGUUUGAAAGAACUGAAAGUUUUGAACAUUAGCAAGAAUGGCAUAUCGUUUUUGGUAGAGGAAUUUCUGAAGGAGUGUUUGAAACUGGAAAUGCUCAGCGCAGGGGCAAAUUUACUUGGUACCAUACCCGACUUGCCAUUUAACAUAACUACAUUGAAACUAUCUCAGAAUGUUUUUUCUCAUGUUCCAAAAGCAAUUCUUCUUCUACCACAUUUGCGAUCAGUGGAUUUAAGCAGCAAUAAAAUUGUAACAUUACCUGGGCCUGUGGAUUGGAAAUCCUCCAAUUUAAGAGAGCUGCUGUUUAACCAUAAUCAAAUAAGCAUUCUAGACUUGAAUGAAAAAGCUUUUUCAUGGUCUCGGCUCGAAAAGCUACACCUGUCUAACAACAAAUUAAAAGAGAUUCCUCCUGAAAUUGGGUUUCUUGAUAACUUGACAUCUUUUGAUGUUAGUUACAAUCCAGAGUUAAGAUGUUUUCCAGAUGAAAUGGGAAAGUUGUUGAAAAUAUGGGACCUGCCUUUGGAAGGAUUACAUCUUAACUUAGAUUUUAAACAUGUGGGAUGGAAAGCGAGGGAUAUUAUCCGGUUCCUUCAACAGCGUUUAAAGAAAGCUGUCCCAUAUAAUAGAAUGAAGCUCAUGAUUGUUGGAAACACUGGCAGUGGUAAAACGACCUUGUUACAACAACUAAUGAAAUGCAGGCGGCCAGACUUGGGGACUCAGAAUCCUACAAUUGGAAUUGAUGUGAAUGACUGGAAGAUUCCACUGAAGGGCAAAGUAAAGAAAGAAAUAAUUUUAAAUGUCUGGGAUUUUGCAGGUCAGGAGGAAUUCUAUAGCGCUCACCCCCAUUUUAUGACUCAGCGAGCUCUAUACCUUGCUGUUUAUGACGUUAGCAAAGGAGAGUCAGAAGUGGAUGCUAUGAAACCAUGGCUGUUCAACAUCAAGGCCCGAGCAUCAUUGUCACCUGUGAUUCUCAUCGGUACUCAUUUAGACAUUUCUAAUGAGAAACAGCGUAGAGUUUGCAUCAGUAAAAUCGCCAAGGAACUGAUGAAUCAGAGGGGAUUUCCCAAAAUCCACGACUAUCAUUUUGUGAAUGCGACAGAAGAAUCUGAGACUAUGACUAAACUUCGACAAAUCAUCAUAAAAGAAAGUCUGAAUUUCAAAAUCAGAGAUCAGCCAGUGGUUGGCCAGUUAAUUCCAGACAGCUAUUUAGAACUUGAGAAGAGUAUUCUAGAAGAACGCAAAAAUGUGCCAGUUGAAUUUCCUGUGAUCAAUCAGAAACGGCUAUAUGAAUUGGUGCAAGAAAAGCAGUUGCAGUUGGAUGAAAAUGAACUCCCUCAAGCUGUGCAUUUUCUGAAUGAAUCAGGUGUCCUCCUCCAUUUUCAAGAUCCAGCGCUUCAGCUAAGAGAUUUGUAUUUUGUUGAUCCCAAAUGGCUGUGUAAAAUCAUGGCCCAGAUCUUGACAGUGAAGGUUGAUGGCUGUACUAAAUACCCCAAAGGAAUCAUAAAGCGUUCUGAUGUAGAAAAAUUCCUGCUAAAGAAAAGUAAAUUUCCUAAGAUCUACAUGUCCCAGUACUUCAAGCUUCUAGAAAAAUUUCAGAUUGCCUUGCCACUAGGAGAAGAUCAACUGCUUAUUCCAAGCAGCUUGUCAGAUCAUCGGCCUGUGAUAGAAUUACCCCACUGUGAAAACUCUGAAAUUAUUAUUAGACUGUAUGAGAUGCCAUAUUUUCCUAUGGGAUUCUGGUCCAGGCUAAUUAAUAGACUGCUUGAAGUGUCUUCAUAUAUGCUUUCUGGAAGAGAACGAGCUCUUCGUCCUAACAGGAUGUAUUGGAGGCAAGGCAUAUAUCUGAAUUGGUCCCCAGAAGCUUACUCCUUGGUGGAAUCUGCAGUUCUUGAAAACAAUCUGAACAGCUUUCUAAAAAUUACUGGGCCUUCCUGCAGAAAAGGUUGCAUCAUUUUGGGACAAGUUGUUGAUCACAUUGAUUCUCUUAUGGAAGAGUGGUUUCCGGGUUUAUUAGAAGUAGAUGUUUGUGGUGAAGGAGAAACACUGUUAAAAAAAUGGGCUUUAUACAGUUUUGAGGAUGGGGAAGAACAUCAGAAAAUAUUACUUGAUGACCUACUUAAAAAGGCAGAGGAAGGUGACCUCUUGAUAAAUCCAGAUCAACCAAAGUCUACCAUUCCAAUAGCCCAGAUUGCUCCUGAUCUGAUUCUGGCUGAUUUACCUAGAAACAUCAUGUUGAACAACGAUGAACUGGAAUUUGACGAAGCUCCAGAGUUUCUUCUAGGUGAUGGUGGAUUUGGAUCUGUGUACCAUGCUUCUUAUGGUGGGGAAGAAGUAGCUGUAAAGAUUUUUAAUAAGCAUACAUCUCUUAGACUUCUAAGACAAGAACUUGUGGUGCUUUGUCAUCUUCACCACCCUAGUCUGGUAUUCUUGCUGGCUGCUGCAGUGCGCCCCCGGAUGCUCAUCAUGGAAUUAGCACCAAAGGGUUCUUUAGAUCGAUUAUUGCAGCAAGACAAUGCAUGUCUAACUAGAACCUUACAGCAUAGGAUAGCUCUACAUGUUGCAGAUGGCUUGAGGUAUCUACAUUCUGCAAUGAUCAUCUAUCGUGAUUUAAAGCCCCACAAUGUACUGCUCUUCACGCUGUAUCCCAAUUCAGCGGUCAUAGCAAAGAUUGCUGAUUAUGGCAUUUCCCAAUAUUGUUGCAGAAUGGGAAUAAAAACUUCAGAGGGCACACCAGGAUUUAGAGCACCAGAAGUUGCAAGAGGAAAUGUUAUUUACAAUCAGCAAGCUGAUGUUUAUUCAUUUGGCUUGCUCCUGUAUGACAUUUUAACAGCUGGUGGGAGAAUAUUAGAAGGCAUGAAAUUUCCUAAUGAAUUUGAUGAAUUAGCUAUCCAUGGAAAAUUGCCAGACCCUGUCAAAGAAUAUGGCUGUGCCCCCUGGCCAGGAGUUGAAGAUUUAAUUAAGAAGUGUUUGAAAGAAAAUCCUCAGGAAAGACCUACAUCUGCCCAGGUUUAUGAAAUUUUGAACUCUGCAGAACUCGUUUGUUUGAUGAGAUACAUUUCAGUGCCCUGUCCUUCUGCAUCAGAAUGCAUGGUGGCUACAAAUCAAAGCAGCAAAAGGACAGGCAUCUGGAUUGGGAGUGGGAGCAGAGAAGGAGCCCAACUCUCGUUUGUUGACUUAAAUACCGAUGAACGCACCUGUCAAGACAUUGAAGAUAGUAGAAUAUUGUGUUUGGUCUUGGUGACUUUUCCUGCAGAGAAGGAGAACUGGGUUGUAGCAGGAACACAGUCAGGUUCCCUCUGGGCCUUCCACACCCAAGAUGAGGAAUGCAGGCAUCAGUUUCACAAGAUGUCAGAUUCUGUCACCUGCCUUUACUGCAGUCCUUUGUCAAAGCAUAACAAGCACAAGAAUUUCUUUUUGGUGGGUACAGCCAAUGGACAGUUAGCCGUUUUUGAGGACAGAGCAGUAAAGGGCAAAGGUGCUGCACCUUUAAAGAUCUUUCCAAUUGGAAACAUCAGCACUCCACUGAUGUGUUUAAGUGAAUCGAAUUAUUCAUCUGAAAAAAAUACCAUCUGGGGAGGCUGUGGGACAAAGAUAUUAUCAUUGUCCAGUGAUUUGUCUAUCCACAAACUCAUUGAGACCAAGACAAGUCAGCUAUUAUGCCACAAGGCAUACUGCGAUGCCAAUAUUAUUUCUAUAGCAGUAGAUAAAUCCAUCUACCUGGCAAAGAAGAAUAGCUAUUUUGUUGAAAUUUGGGACAAAAAGGCAGAGAAACUUUGUGAACUAAUUGACUGCGUGCAUCUUCUAAAAGAGGAGGUACCAAAACUGAAUAAAGAAUCAAAACAACAACUGUCUUAUCCUGGAAGAGUGAAGAGCAUCUGUCUUCAGAAAAAUACUGCACUGUGGAUAGGCACAGGGGGAGGGCAUAUUUUUCUACUUGAUCUCUCCACGCGCCUCCCCAUACGGAUAAUACAUGAUUUCUGUCGUUCGGUGAGACUCAUGAUGACAACCCAACUAGGCACCCUCAAGAAUGUUGUUCUGGUGUUGGGUUACAGCCAUGAAGAUGAUAGUGAAGAUAAAUACGCUAAAGGAAUACAAUCUUCAGUGUCCAUCUGGGAUGUUAAUCUGCCACAUGAAGUGCAAAACUUGCGAAAACAUAUUGAGAUGAGAGAAGAGUUAGCAGAGAAGAUGAAGAAUUUUUCUUUGGAUUAACUUGCAGCCAGGCUUCUGUCUAAGAUGCUGCUGCUUUAAGGAUUCAACUAGUUAAUGUGACCUUUAAUGAAACCCCAACAUUUUCUCAGGCUUGGAUGGAAGCCAGAAAAAGGAAGACUGCUUUAAUGAAGUGCAGGGGAGUGCUGUGCUCACAGGAGGUCUGAAUCACUGCUUCCAAAUUGUUUUCACAAUGGAAAGCACAAACAGGUUCACCGUUAUUGUUAGGAAUUUGCAUAGCUGAAUGCUGCAUUUGGGAUCCUGAUAUAAAGAGAAGAGUCUCUAUCAAUAUAUUGGCUUUGAUGUCUGGUAUUAUCCAGUUAUUUAUAAUCAGUGUGCAGAACUUGGCUGCUUUAUUUUUCCUAAAUACUGUAUAUACCUUUACACACUUUUGUGAAAGCAACCAUGAUUCAGUGUCUAGUGACCUGAAUCUUUGUUACAUAUUAUAACCUUGGGGAUCCUUUUCUGAUAUUCCCUGCGGGCAAACUCCCUUUAAUCCUGAUGCUUCCAGAAUCAGGGACUUUUUCCCUGAAACAAAUUGGAAUUAUCAGGAGGAAGGAAGAAGGAUGUAAAAGCCCCAACACCUUUGAUUGUAGUGGUACAGCCUGAAGUGUAGGGUGUGCCCACAAGACAUCCUACACGUUUAAAUGUCUGUCUGGAAGUACAGAAAAAGAACUAUUGUCUGCAAUAGCUGUGUGUUGCAGAUUAAUAAUUGUAAAGCUCUCAAGACAUUCUUGUUUUUCCAUACAAGAUAAAUGUUUUGUUUACAUGGAAAAGUGUAAUUUAAAAGUAUAUAUUAAAAUGUAAUAAGCUUUUCUAUAUCUUAAACAAAGCAGUUUGUUAUAUAAAUUAUUUGGAAUACAAUCUGUGCAGUUACCAAAGUUUUAUUAUGCAUGAUUAUUUCAAAUCAAAUAAAACAUGUUGAUACCAAUACAA
Molecule: messenger RNA, 8735 nt
Organism: Candoia aspera
Lineage: Eukaryota; Metazoa; Chordata; Lepidosauria; Squamata; Candoiidae
Gene: LRRK2
Product: leucine rich repeat kinase 2
Exons: 52
Coding region: 204-7802 (2532 amino acids)
Biological process (GO): protein phosphorylation
Molecular function (GO): protein binding; GTP binding; ATP binding
Source: RefSeq, a predicted model, not a curated record